Messenger RNA from Toxotes jaculatrix (banded archerfish), 1557 nucleotides. Its product is annotated as adenosine receptor A1-like. The coding region runs from base 152 to 1165 and encodes 337 amino acids. The transcript has 3 exons. The record is from RefSeq and is a predicted model, not a curated record. Gene Ontology annotation, molecular function: G protein-coupled adenosine receptor activity. Gene Ontology annotation, biological process: G protein-coupled adenosine receptor signaling pathway. Gene Ontology annotation, cellular component: membrane; synapse; dendrite. NCBI's taxonomy places the organism in Eukaryota, Metazoa, Chordata, Actinopteri, Toxotidae.
GUAGCAAUAUAUUAUCUGAACAACAAACACUCUGGAUUAUGUUGGAUUUCAGUCUGCUGUGGAGUUCGUUGCACCUGUCCACAGCCUUCAAGGAAACCUGCUCAAACAGACUUCACUGCUUCUCUGUCUUCCCUGCUCUCCAUCUUCAGCAAUGGCUGAAUGGAGCUGGGUGGUUUACACAGCACUCGAAGUGCUGAUUGGUGUGGCCUGUUGCCUUGGCAAUGUGUUGGUGGUGUGUGCAGUUUGUGUUGGUAUCCGGGAUUCCCUUCGGGAGCCAACCUUCUGCUUCCUUGUUUCCUUGGCAGUGGCUGACUUCCUAGUGGGUGUAGCUGCUGUGCCCCUGGCUGUAGUAUUGGAUGGCUGGGUGAGUCUGACCCCUGAUAUAUGCCUGCUUCUCAGCUGUGUUGUGCUCGUGCUGACGCAGGCCUCUGUGCUGUCACUGCUAGCUAUUGCCGUGGACCGAUACCUGAGGUUACACAUACCACUCAGAUACAAAGCCCUGGCUACACAGAGGCGCACAUGGUUGGCUGUGUCUGUGUGCUGGAUACUUUCCUGUCUGCUGGGGUUCACCCCUCUGUUUGGCUGGCACAACUACUCCUCUCUAACAUCUGAUUCCACCAAUACAUCUUCCUCUUCCUUCAUCUCUACACCAUGCACCUUCCUCUCUGUUAUUUCCCUCCCUUUCAUGGUCUACUUCAACUUCCUGGGAUGUGUCAUGGCGCCCCUGCUGGUCAUGAUGCUCCUCUACAUUCGAAUCUUCUGGAGCCUUCAGGGUCGUCUAAACGAGAGCUGUCCCCAAGCCCAAGCCUCUCUGCUAAGGGAGAAGAGGCUGGCCUGCUCACUGGCUCUGGUUCUCAUUUUGUUUGCCAGCUGCUGGAUUCCUCUGCACCUGAUGAACUGUCUGCUGCUGUUUCACGGUCCUCAAGCUGUGACACAGGGGACACUCUAUACAGGUAUUCUCCUGUCUCAUGCCAACUCAGCCAUCAACCCUGUAGUAUAUGCCUACCGUAUCCCAAAGAUCCAGCAGGCCUACAGGCAAAUAUGGAGACGAUUUCUGCUGUGGCUAAACUGUUGCCAUGGGGACAAGCAAGUCCAGCGAUCAAUAAUAAGCAGCCAAGCCAAUCACACAGGGACGUGUGCAUCAGGAGGGAAGACCGCACCCUAACAAAGGACCACAAGUUUGAGUUCAUGGAACGCUCACACAAGAAAAUCUGACCAUCACUAUGUCCAACAACCAUUUAAGACUUUAUCACAGAACACCAUGUCAGCUGAGGAAAAUCCAGGCAGCUUGUGAUUGUUUGAAUUUGUAAAAUCCCGAGUUAGAGUUUGGUUUGAAUGAAAUCCUGUAUACUCCAGUCCGCCAUAGCAUUUGGUUGCCUAACCCUGAUCUGCAAACUUCAUACUAGUCAAAGCUAUCUCCUGUGUCUCCAGUAGAGGGUGCUCUACACUAACAAACUCAACAGCUGAUGUUGUACACAAACCAAGAAAGCAUCAGAACGCAGUAUAUGACAUACAGACAGAUUUCAAGACCUCAUUCACUGAUUUUUGGACAACUGA